AUGAUCACUAUAGCUAAAAAAAACCUAAUCCUUCAACCCAGGAAGUUAGUUAUCUCAGACAUCUACUGCGCCCCCUCCACCAUCCACGGCUGGGGCGUCUUCGCUGGUAGAGAUUUCCGAAGAGGGGAAAUCCUCCAUGAAUCGCCGGGGAGGCUGAUUGAGGGGCAGCCGGAAUGUAUCACGGACGAUGUCUUCGCAACCACGCAAGUCCUCUGGGAGAACGAGGCAAAGAACUACUCGAUCUUCGGCUUGGGCUUUGCGUCGCUGCACAACCAUGCGGAGGAUCCGAACACCGAGUUCUCCUGGGAGCAGCGAAGGGAGCAUGGACGCCGGCUGGUGGGCCGAUUCUAUACCCUGAG
This is a messenger RNA of Symbiodinium pilosum, 359 nucleotides long. Lineage: Eukaryota; Dinophyceae; Suessiales; Symbiodiniaceae. The record is from the annotation of a GenBank genome assembly.